AUGGGGGAACCAAAAGCCUUGUUGGCAACAGCUCUUUCUCCACCCAGCGUAGGGGACAUUGAACGUACCGUACUUCAGCUGAAAGAGUUAGGAGCACUCACAACUUGUGUGCAAACAGAAGAAAAUCCCCAUGAUGGUGAGCUGACUUUUUUAGGAAGGGUAUUGGCACACUUGCCAGUGGAUCAGCAUCUUGGAAAGCUGAUAGUCCUUGGUCAUGUGUUUGGGUGCUUAGAAGAAUGCCUUAUUAUAGCGGCAGCACUCUCCUUGCGGACUUUUUUCGCGGUGCCUUUCAGACAGCAUAUUGAUGGUUACAGGAACAAACUGUUUUUUGCUGGGAAUAGCAAGAGUGACUGUAUUGCGCUUGUGAAUGCGUUCAAGGCGUGGCAGAUUUGCAGACAAAAAGGAGAACUGAGACAUCCCAAGGAAGAGCUUGAUUGGGGUCGAUCAAAUUAUAUUCAGAUCAAGAGAGUCAGAGAGGUGGCAGAGUUAUUCGAAGAGUUGAAACAGCGAGUCAGCGUAUUUAACAUGCAUAUUAACACUCAACCAUCUCCUGUGGAUCAGGAGUAUGUGUACAAACAACGCUUCAUUUUGCAGGUCGUGAUAGCUGGUGCUUUCUAUCCAAACUACUUUAGUUUUGGCAUGUGUGAUCAAGAAAUUGCUGUGAAAGAGCUUGAUGGCAAAGAUCCAAAAACCACUGUAAUGCUGAGGAAUAUUCCUCCCUAUGGAUUUCUAUACCAUCAACAGUUGCAGUCACUUUUCAGACAGUGUGGGCAGGUAAAGUCUAUUGCAUAUGAUGGACCAAGGGCUUUUGUGGAGUUCGCUCGUAAUCCAAUGGACACCUUUAAGACUCUUCCUGCAGUGUAUAUGUCACUUAAAAUGGCCCAGUUGAAAAUUCCACUUGACCUUAAUGUUCAUUAUCCGAACGAGAUUGAGAGCCAGGUGGCAGGUGGGGGAGCUACGAGAGUGAAGCACACAAGAGUAAAUGUGGACUAUCAGAAGCAGAUAGUAGAGCCUGUGGAAAUAUUUGGCAUUUCAGAUGUGUCAAAGAUGAUCCCUAACCGUCUCCUAUCCAUCAAUGUAACAGAGAUUGUGGAAGUUGGACACUUUUGGGGUUACAGGAUAGACGAAAAAAAUAUGACUGUACUGCAGACUCUAACUACUGAAAUUAACCACCAGCACCUGAUGGAUUUGCCAGUGCCUCCACAUCCAGAGUUAGUUUGUCUGGCCCCAUUCCCUUGUCUGGAAAAUAAAGGAUACUACCGAGCUCGUAUUCUGUAUGUUUCUGGAGAUUUUGCUGAGGUUUUCUUUGUAGAUUAUGGCAAUAGAUCCAGAGUGCCUUUAAAAAAGCUAAAAGCUAUUCCAAGCCAUCUUCGAGAGCUUCCUUUCCAGGCUUUAGAGUUCAAGAUGUGCAAGAUGCGUCCAUCUGCCAAAUCUCUUGUGUGUGGGGAGCAGUGGAGCUACAGUGCUAGCCAGAGAUUUGCCUCACUAGUAAAUGGUUACACGCUUCUAGUGAAGGUGUAUUCGCUUGUGCAUGGGGUUCUGCACGUGGAUGUUUUCCGUUAUUUGGGGAGCAAAGAGCUUGUGAAUAUUCGCGACGUCCUUAUCGAAGAGUGUUACGCUGAACAAGCAGAGGAAUCGUAUGAAUCACAACAAAGCCAUGAUUUGCUCGAGGCAUUACUUUCGGACCAAAUAAGAAAAGAAGAGAGAAAGCCUGUAUCUUCAAGAGGAGAAGAAAAGCAUGUUAUUGAAAUGUUGUUAAACAAGUUUUCUGUGGAUAAUUUUGAUGCAGCAACCCAUAAGGUAUCUGUUCAUGGACCGUUCAGUCCUUAUGAGGUAAAAUGCUUCAGUAUGACUAGAAUAUCCCAAUUCAGAUGUGCUUUCAUACGAAAAGAAAGUAUAAACUCUGUUGUUGUCAGAGAUGCUCCAGAAGAUUCUUUUCAGCAAAUGUUGGUUGCUGCUUCUUUAUCAGUAAAUGCAACUGGAUCCUCUCUGAUCUUAGAAGAAACAUCUUUGAUGCCUCCUAUUCCUGGUCUACCAGCACUCCUCAGUAUGCUCUUUGCACCUGCUAUAGAACUCAGGGUUGAUAAAAGUGGAAAGUAUUUCACUGGUGUCCUGUGUGGUUUGGGCUGGAGUCGGAUUCAUGGAAUUCCACUGCUUCCAGAAAAUGACAUGGAGUUGACAUUUGAUGUGCAUUUUGGUGUGGAUGACAUAGCAGAGAUAAACAUUCUAAGGGAAACCAUUAAUCAGCUAGUCAGUGAAUGUGCAGUGUGCCCGGACCAAGGCAGAAUGGUGCAGCUGCAAGAAAAUGCUCGUCAGAAACUUCUAAGUUUAAUCUGCAAAUCAAAACCACGAGAUGCAGUUGUUCCUAAGUGGUAUGACAAGUCAUAUGCCUGGAAUCAGGUGGAUUCAACACAUAUCAUUGACCAGUCUGAAAGGCAGCAUGAAGAGGCAAAUGAUCUUUAUCAGCUACAUAACCUUGUUGUGUUGAACGUUUAA
Tinamus guttatus (white-throated tinamou) is the source of this 2496-nucleotide messenger RNA. The record is from RefSeq and is a predicted model, not a curated record. Lineage: Eukaryota; Metazoa; Chordata; Aves; Tinamiformes; Tinamidae.